This is a messenger RNA of Colletotrichum chrysophilum, 1989 nucleotides long. RefSeq lists its product as uncharacterized. Gene Ontology annotation, cellular component: fungal-type vacuole membrane; late endosome; early endosome. Gene Ontology annotation, biological process: vacuolar acidification; proton transmembrane transport; sodium ion transport. Gene Ontology annotation, molecular function: sodium:proton antiporter activity. NCBI's taxonomy places the organism in Eukaryota, Fungi, Ascomycota, Sordariomycetes, Glomerellales, Glomerellaceae. Bases 1 to 1989 code for a protein of 662 amino acids. The transcript has 5 exons. The record is from RefSeq and is a predicted model, not a curated record.
AUGUUUUCCGCCUCCGAUCUCGCAGGGACGGCCCUGCGCAUCGUCCAACGUGCGGCCGAAGAAGGCGAUCCCGAAAGUUCCGAUGGCUCUCAGAAGGAAAUCUUCGCCGCGUGGGCGCUGUUCAUUUCCAUCAUGCUGCUCAUUAUUGCAUUCCUAACAAGCUACUUUCUCCAAGAGAGGAAGAUUGAAGCGGUCCACGAAACCGUUAUUUCCAUCUUUGCGGGUAUGACUGUCGGACUUCUCCUACUCGUGACCUCUGGCGACUCGAUUCGAAACCUAAUCAGCUUCGACUACCAAAUCUUUUUCAACCUAUUACUGCCUCCAAUUAUCCUGGCAUCGGGAUACGAACUACACCAAGCCAACUUCUUCCGAAACAUGGGCACGAUCUUGACAUUCGCUUUCGCCGGAACGUUCCUGUCGGCGGUGGUCAUUGGUCUUAUACUGUGGCUCUACGCGCUCACCGGAGUCGAGUCCAUCAGCAUGUCAUUUGUCGACGCUAUCUCAGUGGGAGCUACCUUGUCAGCCACUGACCCCGUGACCAUUUUGGCCAUCUUCAACUCGUACAAAGUCGAUCCGAAGCUCUAUACCAUUAUCUUUGGCGAGUCAAUCUUGAAUGACGCUAUUGCCAUCGUCAUCUUCGAGACGGCGCAAAAGUACAAAAAGGGUGAUGCCUCUAAGCUGGGCUUGUUAAGCUUCUUCGAGGGUAUCGGCAUCUUCUUGAUUGUCUUCUUCGGCAGCAUGUUAAUCGGCGUUCUCGUCGGUGUCAUGACAGCACUGCUUCUGAAGCUUACCUACAUCCGCCGCUACCCGAAGACAGAGAGCUGUUUGGUUGUGCUGAUUGCCUACGCCACGUACUUCUUCUCUCACGGCAUCCACAUGUCUGGUAUCGUGUCUUUGCUGUUUUGCGGUAUCACGCUGAAGCAUUACGCCUACUUCAACAUGUCAAGGCGGACGCAGCUCACCACCAAAUUCAUUUUCCAGAUCCUGGCACAGCUGUCAGAGAACUUUAUCUUCAUCUACCUCGGCCUUGCCCUGUUCACAGACAAUGCGCUGCAGUUUCGACCUCUGCUCAUCAUCAUCACCGUCGCAGCAGUCUGCGCGGCACGAUGGGUCGCUGUGUUCCCGCUGUCCCGUGCCAUCAACUGGGUCAUCCGUUACAGAGCCCAACGCAGGGGCGGAGAUGUCAGCGACGAGCUUCCGUACAACUACCAGGCCAUGCUCUUCUGGGCCGGCCUCCGCGGAGCUGUCGGAGUGGCUCUAGCAGCGCUGCUCACGGGCGAGAACUCCUACGCGCUCAAAGCCACCGUCCUGGUUGUCGUCGUGCUCACUGUCAUCAUCUUUGGCGGUACGACGGCGCGCAUGUUGGAAAUCCUCGGUAUCCGCACGGGCGUCGUCGACGAGAUUGACAGCGAUGACGAGUUCGACAUUGAGUCGUUCGGAGGUAACUACUACAAGCGCUCCGGCGGCAUCGGCUUCACCCCCGGGCGACGGAACGGCAGCAUGUCGCUAGACAACAUCGCCUCACGCAACGGCACUCGUCUGGGCGCUGGCUCGGAACGCGGUAGCUACGUUUCCGGCCACCACUCGCCGAACCCCAUCAAGCGAGGCACAAGCCUCAGCCGCAAGAAUUCUGAGGCGGAGCGGGGCGACCUGCUGGACCGCAGCGGUAACACGACAGACUCGGAUCUGGGAAGCGAUAUUGACACGUCGGAUCUCCCGCCUCCUGCUCGUCGCGAACCGCGGAGGACAAGCCCGUCGAUGCUCACCCCUGGCGCAUCGAACUCGGCAACUUCAUCCGCCAUCCUGCAAGCCGAGCCCUCACCUGCAGCGCAUCACGUCUCUGCGACAUCAGCCAUCAGGCAGCUGUUCAGCGCCGAGGAUCCUGCGGGUCUGUUCCGGCAGCUGGACGAGGACUUUAUCAAGCCCAAGCUGUUGCUCGACGGCGGCAACAACAACAAUCAUCGCGGGAACGGGUCUGGGCCUGCUUAG